UCUUUUUUUUCUGUACAGAAUGUUUCGCGCUACGGUCUGCGCGGUCGAGUACCAUCAAACAUGCAAAAAAGUCUCGUCUCUGUUUCUCAAACGCCCCCUCCACUGUGAUUUUAUUUGGGAGACUGCCUGUCGUUGUUUCGGUCGGCAGGUAAUGGCGCCACCCCUCCCCCCACCCAGCUUCCAACCCAGCACAGUCUCACAGAGCACGUUAUGAAGAAUUCAAUGCCUGCUGAAAUUGGUGUGCGGAUUUUUUGGGGGUUUGAGAAUCCUGCAGCUGAAGCGAAGGUUACUACCGUAGGCUAUCCGGAAACAUUUUCCCGAAUGAAAAGAUCUGCUGAAGUGUGAACUUUCACCUCUCUCCCCUUUGGCUUCUGUUGAUGAGGAGCUAAGACUCUGCUGUACUUGGCUGUGCAGGAGACACCAGUGAAGGUCGACACAACUGCAGCAGCAACAACAACUACCAUCAACGAGUCCCUUAGUGUCAGACGUCUGUGAGAUUCCACAAACGAGUCCAAGAAAGAGGGGGGAGUCCAGGAGGGAGACUGAGAGGGAGUGAGAAAGCUAGAGGAUGAGAAGAUUCCACUCGCUCUAUCUCUCUGAAGACUGGAUUAGACAGGACACACCCUGUCCGAUAUUGCACUAGGAACAUUAGUGUCUGGACUCCAUCAGUCAAAUCAAACCAUUGGAAAAACUAACCACAGUUGUAUUGAUUUUUUUUUGUCUUUCUAGCCCAUUUUGGACACCCACUGAUUUUCACUCUCCAUUUUUUUCUGCCACUGCAAAGAUGGCCCUGUGUGUUUUGUCAUGGGGGCGUACUGUUGAGUGUUGAUCCCGGGAAAUAGGUGACUCACAGCCAGGAACAUGUCUUGGAAGAGGAACUACUUUGCGUCCGGAAGCGGCGGGCUGCAGGGGAUCUUUACCCCACGCACCAUGACGUCCAUCGCCCCCAGUAAAGGACUCAGCAACGAGCCGGGCCAAAACAGCUGCUUCCUCAACAGCGCACUGCAGGUCCUGUGGCACCUGGACAUCUUUCGCCGGAGCUUCCGGCAGCUGACCAUACACAAGUGCAUGGAGGACUCGUGUAUCUUCUGUGCCCUGAAGAGUAUCUUUGCCCAGUUCCAGUUCAGCAGUGAGAAGGUGCUGCCGUCUGACGCGCUCCGCAGCGCCCUGGCCAAGACCUUCCAGGACGAACAGCGCUUCCAGCUGGGCAUCAUGGACGACGCUGCAGAGUGCUUCGAGAAUAUUCUAAUGCGGAUCCAUUUCCACAUCUCAGACGAGACCAAAGAAGACAUCUGCACAGCCAAGCACUGCAUCCCACACCAGAAGUUUGCCAUGACACUCUUCGAACAGUGUGUGUGCAGCAGCUGUGGGGCCUCCUCUGACCCACUGCCCUUUAUUCAGAUGGUGCACUACAUCUCCACCACCUCCCUCUGUAACCAGGCAGUGAGGAUGUUGGAGUGUAGAGACAAGCCCACACCAGACAUGUUUGGAGAGUUGCUCCGCAACGCUAGCACUGUGGGAGACCUACGCAACUGUCCGAGUAACUGUGGGGAGAAGCUGCGUAUCCGUCGGGUGCUGAUGAACUCUCCAGAGAUCAUCACCAUAGGUCUGGUGUGGGACUCUGACCACUCAGACCUGGCAGAGGACGUUAUCCACAGCCUGGGCACCUGCCUGCGCCUGGGGGAUCUCUUCUACAGAGUGACUGAUGACAAAGCCAAGCAGGCAGAGCUCUACCUGGUGGGCAUGGUGUGUUACUACGGCAAGCACUACUCCACCUUCUUCUUCCAGACCAAGAUACGCAAGUGGAUGUACUUUGACGACGCACAUGUCAAAGAGAUCGGGCCCAAGUGGAAGGACGUGGUGUCGCGGUGCAUCAAGGGCCACUAUCAACCCCUGCUACUGCUCUACGCUGACCCCCGGGGGACGCCCGUGUCAGUGCAGGACCUGCCCUCCCGCCUGGACCUGCACCACUUCAACAAGGCUUACUACGACAGUGAGGACUCGGGCCGGGAGCCGUCCAUCUCAAGUGACACUCGCACCGACUCGUCGACAGACAGCUACUCCUACAAGUACUCCCGCUCCCACCAUGAGUCCAUGGCCAGCCACUUCUCCUCCGACUCCCAGGGAACGGUCAUCUGUAACCAGGACAAUGAUGCAGCCUCACACAGCAGCCUGGAGACCACAGGCCAAGUGGCGGACAGUGGACCAGUGCAGUGCCACUCUCUGAGGAAAGGUGGGACAGUGGACAGAAAGGGCGGGGCCAGUGACAGGAAGCGGAGCUCUAGUCGUCCUCGCCGACUUGAGGAGAGGAGCCGGGGCUCUAAAACUGACGAGGCCACGUCGGCAGGUUACCACAGCGAGGGUGAGACUCUGAAAGAGCAGCAGGCACCACGCACUGCGACCAAGUCCUCCUCCUCCAGUCGACUGAGGGACUUCAAGGAGACCAUGAGCAACAUUAUCCACAGCCGGCCCCUCUCCGCCUCCUCUUCGGGCUCCGGGGCCCUUGGGGGUCUAGGGGUUGAGCCGGGGGCCGCCACCAAGUCCAGAGACUGGGAGGCAGACAGCACCAGCAGUGAGUCCAAGUCCAGCUCCUCCGGGGGACGCUACAGACCGGCCUGGAGGCCCCGGAGAGAGGUCCUCAACAUAGACAGCAUCUUCAGCAGGGAGAAACGCAGACAGGCCGGGUAUAGUCCCCUAGGGGCCACCUUGCCUGAAGACAGUGGGGCCCCAGCCGAAGGCUCCACAGGGUCAGUUACUGGAAAAGAACAGGGGCCCUCUGGUAAUAUGGCUUCCUCUUGGACCCUGCCGACCCCCAGGGGCCAUAAGAUGGAGCAGCAGCCCCCCAGGCUCAUCCAGAGGAUGGAGAGCGGCUAUGAGAGCAGCGAGAGGAACAGUAACAGUCCUGUCAGCCUGGACAUGCCUCUCAGCGAGGGACCCAAUGCUGCUAAUGCACACAGGGACACCGGUCUGAAGAAGCCCUCCAGUUCCGGCUCAGGUCCAUCAUGGCGCUCCGUGCCCAAGUCUAAGAGCAGCAGCGCACUACUGCAGGAUGCCAAGGCUUCAUGCAGGGGCCACAGCCACGUAAGCCUGGCGGGAGAGGGCCGCAGCGAGCUAGACGAGCUGCAGGAGGAGGUGGCCAGGCGAGCGAGGGAACAGGAGUUACAGAGGAGGAAGGAGAAGGAGAAGGAGGCCGCCUUGGGGUUCAACCCCAGACCCAGCAAGUUCAUGGACCUGGACGAGCUUCAGAACCAGGGCAAAGGGGACAGCUUUGAGCGGUGUGUGCCGGACGCUGAGGUGCUGCUAGACCAGUCUCUGCGGCUGGAGCAGGCUGGCGAUGUAUCUGCCGCUCUGUCAGUUGUUAGCGAAGCUAUGUCUAAACUCAGGCUUCCCAUGCAUGAGGGCGGUGCUAACACUCAUAGCAGGACAGUGGCUGAGGCCCGGCUGCAAAAGUGCAUGAGGAGAGCGCGGGGCCUGCAGCAGCGCAUGCAACAGCAGCAGCAGGAAGACAGACCCCAGCAGCAGGAUCAGGAGCAGACAGAGGAGCAGGAUCAGCCCUGUCCCUGUCCCCAGGGGCCCCCCAGUGAACAGCCUGUCCCAAUCAAAAUACUGUUGAUGGACGCCCAGGAGGACCAACCGCAAGCAGUCCUGGAAGCCACCAGAAGCAUGCCUUCUCCUCUCCACGUUAAGCCCCUCCCCUCCGGUACAAACUCACUCCCUGAGCCCUCGAGCCACCCCCCUGUCUCUAUGCCCCCAAGCCCUCACACAGGGUCAACCACAGGGGGGUACGUGGCGGAGGCGAGGGGGCGCUGGGAAGGACUGGAUAUGUCAGGCGUGCUCCCUCAUGUGAGACCUCUCCACAAGCACGCUGCCGUGUCCCUGCCUGCCCUGUGCGUGGACGGCUGGGACGAGAGCCAUACUGAGGGAGGCCAUGACCAGCCCCCAGCUCUGCCCAACUGCAAGCCAGCUGCAUCCCCACACUGGAACAGUAACCCCGCAGCCCAGACUCUGCCCAUCCCACACCCCCACUCCAGGACACACUCCCCAGUCAGCCACACCUCAGAGGAAAGGGGCCACGCCAACAUGGAGAAUGCCUACCCCAGACGGCCGGAUGCUGUCGACUCCCCUUUCUACACCCCUCCCACAGACUCCCACUACCCUCCACCCGCCCCCAGCCGACCAGAGCGGACCCCUUCCCCAGCGUCUGGGGACUACAGGUCAGGUGCCGCCAUGCCAGUGGAUCACUGGGCAGAGAACAUGACCCGCUUCUACAACUCCCAGCCUGCCCCUGUGGUGGGGUCGCCCUGCGAGGAGCUGUCAGAGUUAGACUCUCUGUACCAGGCGAGCCUACAGGCCCCCAGCUUGCCCCGGGCCCCACGCGGAGUCAGCCCCCAGCCCACUACAAACAAGCAACCGGCUAGGAAGCUGUUGUCUGGGCUGGCUGCACCUGGCCGCUCCAAGACUCCCACAGCCGAGUUAGAGAGACAUGCCUACAGAACGGCAGGCUACACCGGCAGCCCUACACAACACUCCAAGCCUGGGUCAUGUGAGCGACCACUCGCAGAUGACGAGAACUACAGUGCUGAGAACCUCCGUCGCAUCGCCCGCAGUCUGAGUGGCACAGUCAUAGGGGGACGACCGGAACACCUCGCCCCCUCCCGCAGCUUUGAUUCCCCAGUUACCAGGAUGCCAAAGCAUGCGGACCCCCGAGUCACCGCACGUCACCCUAGCACGCCCUCCCUGCACCUCCCUCCCUCCUCCACCCACCUCUCUCCACCCGAACCCCAACACCAAUACGUCCACAACAACCACCACUACAGCCCCCCAGCACUGUCCCAGCACCCCCCUCAGCAGGCAGCGCGGCCCCCCUCCUCGGGGCCCUAUCUGGGACGCUCAGGAGAUCACCAGAAGGGAGACCAGUUUCUGGCUGUGUUUGACCGGGGUGAAGCUUUCUCCCGUGAAAACUACCACAGUGUUGCACUGAGCUACGGCACACUACCGCGGGCACCUCGCAGGGCACCUCCAUCCGGGUCCUCCUCUCUCCCCCAUCCCAGGGAAGGACCCAGCCCCGGCCCUGGCCCUGGGUACUACAGCCACCCAGACACGGGCUACGCCACCCUCUCCCACCCCCGCCGUUCUGCCCCCCCUAGAGGCACCAUAAACGGCUACAGGCAGCCCCCUCAACCCGGCAGGAGCAACGCAAUCCUACCCACCCGCCUACCUCCCCAACACCACCCAGCCUACCACCAACUGUCCAACGAGACCUCCACCCAGCCCCUCCGCCUGGACGUACCUCCAGAUGUUGACUGGAGGACUCCGGACUACAGGAUGGUACCACCGUCCAUGCCCAUGCGGGACCCCCACCCCCUCCAUCAGCCCACCCAGAAGCCUGACCAACCUCGAAUGAGGGCCUCAUCCUGCGGCCCCGGUAGUGCCCCACUUUGUUCCCUGUGCCAACAGCUGCCCACCGAGCCCUCCCGCCACUACUGCCAGUCCUGCAGGGCCUAUAUGGCCCGCUUCCGGCCUGCCAGCUGAUCCAGUUUACCGUCACCCUACAAACAGACCCAGUUCACUCCCAAUGCACACCCCCCCUUUCUCUCUCUGUCUUCUUUCUGUCUCUUUUCCCUGUUGGGCUGUAGAAGUCAGACUCUAGUCCUGAGUGUUAGGGAGACUAACAGCAAUCUUGGGGCACGUUGUUCUAGCAGAUUGUGGCCCUUUCGCUUCCCGUCAAUUACUGUCUAUAGUAUAACCCCACCCCAAACCUCUUUAAGCAGACAGGCCAACCACUAUCUGGUCCUAAACCUGGUCUAUUUCUAUAGAGUUUAUGUUUAGCCUCAUCUAAGGUUGUUUAAAGAUGGUGUGAUGCCAACAACAUUGGAAGGUGACAGAGUCCAGGCUGGGUAGAAGUGGGGCUGUGAAAGCCUUGCACUGAGUGUCCACUGAGGUGGAUGGCGAGAGGCACUGUGCUUCUUGGAGUUUAGGACACCCCUCAUUCCCCCAUUGGACACAUCAGCACCAACGCAGCUGGAGGUUUAGGGGUGCCACUGAUGUUCCCAGGGGUCACGAUAAAACCCAUGCUUUGAGGAAGCCUGUUACAGACAAAGACUGAAGACGGACGUUGAGUUAACAGGGUGGGGAGUUUUUUUGUUGUCAGUCAUGAAUUAUUCUUUAACAGGUAUUAGACAGUGAAAUGGAUGCACCAUAAGGCUGCUUCCUCACACCAACCCUUCCCUGUCUGGAUAGGAAGAGACAACACCUUCCUCUCUCCUCACCUCAUUGUAUACUGACACUAAAACAGGGCCCUCUGAGCGUUCAGAUUUAUUUACUUACUGUACUACUGUAUUUAUCAUUUUUAGGGAGCCCUGGGUAAGUAGUGUAUAGAUUGUCAAACUAAUCUUUCAGCCUAACCUGUAUAUACUCUGCCAUAGACCUGUUGUACUUUGCAUUGUAUCAACUAGCUAGCGCUGUCUGGUGAUUAGAGCCCUCUUGUAGAAUGGGCCUGUGUGUCUCUCAGUUAGAGAGGGCUAAGGACCCUAGACUUUUCUCUUGAGGCUUUCCACAGCCCUGCAGCUAUGCACGGUUGUUCAGCAGGUCUACGACUGACGGAAUCACUCGGCUUAGAGUACGUUAUAAAGUAAUAAUGAGAUUUUCUUAGUGCAGUGAAUUUACCUAACUGCGUUAAAACAAGUUUAGUUCACUUCAGAAGUGUUGAGAUAGUUUUAUCUGUUGCUGUUUUAUUUAUAUUGACAUUUCUCCCAUUGUUACGGGAGGUGCUCAAUGUUAUUAACCUAUUUUUGUACUUUAAAGACUUGGGAUAUUUAGAGGAUGGUGAUCUGGAGUGCUAAGGAAGUACAGCGGUUUAGACUCGUAGAGAGAAUGUAAUGACAGUGUACUUUACAGAGAACAUAUAUGGGAACUGACUAUCACGCUGGGUCAAUUCAAUGGCUUUUAGAAAAUCGUAAUUGUUGAAUCUUGAACGUUAGAUCCAUUUACAUUUUUUCUUGAUGUUUUGUCUUUGUGACGCGCCAACACCGGGGAUGGCUAAUUAGUUCCUAAUUGAAAUUUCAACCCAAAUAUUACUAAGACGCUGAUUUAUACAGUAGCUCCGGAAUACAACAAAAGCCAACUUUGUCUCGUUUUUGAGGCAGAUUUUAGAUCUGAUGAUGUAAACUUAUGGAUCAUUAGAGCCCCAAUUACAGUGAAGUCGCUUUUUUGGCUUGGGAGGAAAAGCGAGCUACAGCCUUACAAAAUACACUUACGUUAUCUACAAUCUGAAAUGGAGGAAAUUACUAAAUUAUGUUUUGUUGCUUUCUACAAUAUUGCUGAUUUGUUUUGGAAUAUUUGUACACGUAUUUUUCUACACUGUAGAUAUGACUGAGGGAAUAUGAAGAGAAUGGAGCUUAAUGAAGAAAGUUGAGUGUCUUAAGAUAAAACAAUUGCUAAAAUCAUAUGGUUAAUAAAGACUUUAGGAUGCUCAACUGCAGUGCAAUUCACCGGGUGCGAGUGGUGUUGUCCUUCUUUGGGGAAAACAGUCUCGGAAACAGAAAUGUAAUUGGAUUGUUGCAGAUGUUAAACACUUAACCAAAGAGUGCCACUUUAGUGAGAGUCAUUUUGAUGAAAAGGAAUUAAUAAUCCUUAGUUUGUGUACAUUAUGCAACACUGCCCCCUCGUGGAUUGGCAGUAGAAGAGCAGGUGACAGGUGUCCAUUUUAUUUUAUUUAACGUGCUAAUAAACAGAUACUGCGACAGCUGAACAGUGUAAAUUUGUGUACAGAUAAUGAUAUCCUUCGAACUUAAAUGUUAAGAGGAUGUGUUUUCUUGGUAAUAUAAAGGAAGGGUUGACAGAUUUCCAUUUUGGACUUAGUUUGUAAUUGCUGUGCUAGCAGAUGGAACUUGUAUUUUUGCAAUAAAGUUGUUACAAAGUGCUCCGAACAGGAGCAGAGUAUGAA
This is a messenger RNA of Salmo salar (Atlantic salmon), 7945 nucleotides long. It is a transcript of the gene usp54a, whose product is annotated as ubiquitin specific peptidase 54a. Gene Ontology annotation, biological process: protein deubiquitination. NCBI's taxonomy places the organism in Eukaryota, Metazoa, Chordata, Actinopteri, Salmoniformes, Salmonidae. Gene Ontology annotation, molecular function: cysteine-type deubiquitinase activity. The record is from RefSeq and is a predicted model, not a curated record.